AUGUCUGCCCCUAAGGAUGUUCAGUUUACUUUGAGAGUCAUGAUAAAUAAAGAUAAAACCAAGGUUCUCUUUGCAGAGGCGGACAGUGAUUUUACCGAUGUUUUGUUGAGCUUCCUGGCAUUGCCAUUGGGAAAGAUCGCGAAAAUCGUCGUGGAACACUACGGAGACACCACACCGGUAGUCGGGAGCUUGACCUCUUUGUACAAUGGCCUUGCUGAUCUUAAUGUUGUCCAUUUUCAUACAGAGACAGGCAAACAAAUGCUGCUAAACCCGAGAAGCGUGCUUGAUAAAGAAUACCAUAAGCUGAAGCUGAAUCUUGGUAAUCCCGAGCCCACCAAGUACUUUACAUGCGGACAGUUGUCCGGUAAGCAGCACAAUUUCAGCAUGUACUAUGAUACCGCUAGAUGUGAUUGUGGGAAUACAAUCAGCACUGAAACAAAAUUUAUAUCAUCUGAGGCUGCUGAAGAUGGCGAUGAUCGAGCUUUUUGCACAAAAGGUGCUUCAUUUAUAAUCGGUGAUGAUAUGCGGGUGGCGCCUAAUGUAGCGGGGUCGGUGUUGAGAAUUCUUGCGGAACUUGGUAUUAGGGACAUCAAAGGGGCUGAGAUGAGGAACGUGAUUUUCGGAUAUAAUGAUGUGAGUCUAUUGUAUUCAACUUUCUGA
Striga hermonthica is the source of this 660-nucleotide messenger RNA. The record is from the annotation of a GenBank genome assembly. Lineage: Eukaryota; Viridiplantae; Streptophyta; Magnoliopsida; Lamiales; Orobanchaceae.